AUGGCUCCAGUUAGCUCGAACUUAACUAAUACCGCAAAUUCUUAUGAUCUACAGAUGAAUGAUUCAAUUACCUUUGGUCAUUACAUUUUCCAAAGAUUACUAUCUUUAGGAACUAAGUCUGUUUUUGGUGUUCCAGGUGAUUUUAAUUUGCCACUUCUAGAAUACUUAUAUGAUGACUUCCAAAGCCCAGAUACUAAGGAGAAGACUAGUAUUAGAUGGGUAGGUGGUUGUAAUGAGUUAAACAGUGCCUACUCUGCAGAUGGUUAUUCUCGUUACACUAACAAGAUUAGUUGUUUAAUCACCACUUUUGGUGUUGGUGAAUUAAGCGCUAUCAAUGGGGUUUCUGGUUCAUUUGCGGAGAAUAUUAAAGUUUUACAUAUUGUUGGUGUUCCAUCAACAAAAAUCACAGAAUCACCAGUUCAAAAAAAUUGGAAUUUACAUCAUUUAGUUCCAUCAAUGGAUUGUCCAAAUUUUAAUCCACCAAACCACAAUGUUUAUCACGAUAUGAUAAAAGAUAAAAUCUCAUGCUCAACACAUAUUUUAAGCGAUAUCACCAAGGCUGCUGAUAUGGUUGAUCAAGUCAUCUUAGAUAUAUAUAAAUAUUCUAGACCAGGUUACCUUUUUGUUCCCUCCAAUUUUCCCGAUAUGCUGGUAUCUACUAAAAACUUGAUCGAUAGGCCAACUAUUACCAUGGAUGAUGCAUUAGCUUUGAAUUCCAUCGAUUCAAACUUUUCACUUUCUCAUAUGAAGGAUUUGACAAGAAGAAUCUUGAAAAUUCUUUAUAAGAGUGAAACUCCAGCUGUUGUUUGUGAUAUGUUGGUUGAUAGAUAUGGCGGCAAAAAAUUAAUUAAUGAAUUUAUUAACCGUACAAAAAUUAGAAACUUCGUAACACCACUAAGUAAAUCUACUAUUGAUGAAACAAAUGAGAAUUAUGUCGGUCUAUAUAAUGGUAAACAAUCUAAUGCAAAGGUAAUUGAACAUUUUGAGAAUAGUGAUUUGGUUUUACACUAUGGUGUCUUUUCCAACGAAGUUAAUACUGGUGUUUAUUCUCAUUCUUAUGGCCCAAAUACAACACUCAUUCAAUUAAACCCCACAUAUCUAAGAGUUGUAGAAUAUGAAAAUGGUCAUCACAGUGAAUUGAUUUAUAGAGAUGUGAACUUUUUACAUAUUCUAAAGCAACUAUUGAAAGAUAUUGAUUUAUCAAAAUUAAAUUUCAAAUACCAACCACUUGCAACCAGAGUAAAACAAGAAACUAUUGAAAAUUCAGAUGGUAAAAUUACACAAGCUUCUUUAGGUCAAGCUUUCCCAUCUACUUUUAAUCCUGGUGAUAUUUUAGUAGCUGACACUGGUGCAUUCCAAUUCUCAAUCCGUGACUUUGUCUUCCAUUCUCAAAUGAAAUAUAUAACACAAGGUUUCUAUUUAUCAAUUGGUAUGGCUUUGCCUUGUGCUUUAGGUGUUGGUGUUGCAAUGCAAGAUUACCCACUUGAACAUGUGUAUGACAAAUCCAAACUUCCAAAGAACUAUACCCCAAGAUUAAUUUUAUGUGAAGGUGAUGGUGCUGCACAAAUGACAGUUCAAGAAUUAUCCACAAUGAUUCGUGAAAAAAUUUCCAUUGAAAUAUAUUUAUGGAAUAAUGAUGGGUAUACAAUUGAAAGAGCUAUUAUGGGCCCAACAAGAUCAUAUAAUGACAUUGCUGCAUGGAACUGGACAACUCUGUUGAACUCAUUUGGUGAUAUUAACGGCAAAUUAACGAAUAGUGUUACUAUUGAAACUCAAUCAGAUUUAGUUGCUAAAUUAAAGGAUUUGAAAGAAGGUGACAAUAAUAAAUGUAUUGAAUUUAUGGAGGUCAUGCUUGGGAAGGUUGAUUAUCCACCACAAUUACAACAGAUGGUGAAUGAUCAAAAGAAAGGAGCUAAAAAAUAA
Henningerozyma blattae CBS 6284 is the source of this 1923-nucleotide messenger RNA. It is a transcript of the gene ARO10, whose product is annotated as phenylpyruvate decarboxylase ARO10. Gene Ontology annotation, molecular function: thiamine pyrophosphate binding; carboxy-lyase activity; magnesium ion binding. The record is from RefSeq and is a predicted model, not a curated record. The transcript has a single exon. NCBI's taxonomy places the organism in Eukaryota, Fungi, Ascomycota, Saccharomycetes, Saccharomycetales, Saccharomycetaceae. The coding region runs from base 1 to 1923 and encodes 640 amino acids.